This is a messenger RNA of Penicillium soppii, 3162 nucleotides long. RefSeq names its product putative Rho guanyl nucleotide exchange factor. Gene Ontology annotation, cellular component: cytoplasm. The transcript has 3 exons. The record is from RefSeq and is a predicted model, not a curated record. NCBI's taxonomy places the organism in Eukaryota, Fungi, Ascomycota, Eurotiomycetes, Eurotiales, Aspergillaceae. Gene Ontology annotation, biological process: intracellular signal transduction. Gene Ontology annotation, molecular function: guanyl-nucleotide exchange factor activity; protein binding. Bases 1 to 3162 code for a protein of 1053 amino acids.
AUGAAAAUCCGCGAGGAUGGUGCGAGCGAGGAAUCAUGUGAUGAAACGGACUGUAGUGUUUCAGAGACCGAUGGGAGAGAGUCCAUUCAGAUUAUGCUGGGUGACACGGCCUUCUAUGAUUCGUCAAGUAGUGGGAACACUCAAGAGCCUCGACGUCCAUCAACGCAACAAGCUCCAACCGAGCACCAAACGCAGAAUCGAUGGAGCGUCAGCUCGUGGUCUUCCGUGCAAAAUCACAAUUCUAUCUACGAAGAGCAGGGUGAUGAAAGCUGCGAUGAUCUUCGUCUACGAAGCCAUGAUACGGAAGCGCCAACUGAAACUUGUUCAGCCGUAUCAACACGGCCCGCUUCGAUAGCGGAUGAUGAAUUGCAACCUCUUCAAGACCACGGCGUCAUUGGACCCAAUACGCUUCAGGCAGCCGAAAAUCGGGAAAACCUCUUCUCCACUCCGCCCAGUUUGGCCAGAUUAGGAAGAUGGGAUUCUAAGCGCGUCACUCAGCUCUACCUUGAAGAGCUUACGCGAGGCAGAAGCCAUAGCUACAGCUCGGCAGUACGUGCCUCGCCUGAGCCUCGCUCUCAACCCGCGAAUACACGUGCAGAUGAGCGCCCUGAUAGUCUAACUGACGAUCCGGUCGUUGUCCCAGGAUUCCAGGAAUACCCUGCUUCCGAUAGACACUCCAACUCGGCCAGUUUGGUUGAGCGUGAUGACUGGGAACAUGCGUCUCCUUCUAUUAUGGACUGGAUGCAGGUCAGGGCCAAUGAUGGAGCGAUCACUCCUGCCACUGAUCCCGAUUGCGACUUUUCUGAUGUGCUUACGCCCCGCAUGAUACCUUCGAAUCAAGAUAUCGGCCUGAGCAAUGGUCUUGGAGUCUCCGUCAAUCGGGGUGAGCAGACCAAUGAAUCUCCUCUGGCGCCUGACUCUUCUGCUACAUCGCUUGCUCCGUCCACGGAUCAGACCCGGCUUGAGUCUAGGAAGUCGCCUUCUCCUGAGCAACGCCGCCUCAAGAAGAGGCAGCAUAUCAUCAAAGAGCUUGUCGAUACCGAACAUACAUUUGGUCAUGAUAUGAUGGUUAUUGAGGAUAUCUACAAAAGUACAUCGUCUGACAUAUUGGACGCCGAUGAUAUCAAAACCCUCUUUGGCAAUUCUGAGCAAGUUGCGGACUUUUCCGAUCACUUCCUGCACGACCUUAAAAAGGCAGCUAGAAGCAUUUACAUCAUCCCCAAAGCUCAGCGGUGGACUAGUCAACGGAACCGCGAGAACCUUCCGCCUUCUGAGCCUGAACCUCCUGUCGCCGAUCAACUGGCCGAGUACGCAGGACUGUCCGAGCUCGAGAAGGACCGAUCCACUACAGUCGGUCAUGUUUUUAUCCGCCAUCUACAGCAGAUGGAGAAGGUAUACACGGACUAUUUGAAGAACCACGAUGCAGCGAACAAAAAACUUCAGGCCUUGCAGCGUCUCCCAAAUGUAGGCAUUUGGCUAGGGGAAUGUCGCAACUAUGCCUCCGACCUCACAACUGCUUGGGACUUGGACUCCCUGCUCGUCAAGCCCGUGCAACGGAUCUUGAAAUACCCCCUUCUCCUCAGCGACCUCUUGGAGUCCACGCCAAAUGACCACCCCGACCGCAUAGCCAUCGCCAACGCACUGGAAGAAGUCACGAACGUGUCUCAUCGCAUCAAUGAGUCGAAGAAGCGCGCUGAUCUGGUUGGCCAGGCUGUUGGUCGCAAGCGUAAUCAGUCCGAUGUUCGGGCUGGUCUGUCUAAGGCCUUUGGUCGCCGCACCGAGAAAUUCAGACAGCAUGUCGGUCUCUCGGAUUUGUUCGAGGACAAAACGUAUGAUGCGUUGGCGCAGAAGCUUGGCGACGGUUACUUUCAGCUGCAGGUCGUUAUGCGUGAUGUUGAGACUUACUCUUCGGAUGUCAACAUCUGGGUUACUCAGUUCAGCGACUAUACCGAUGCCAUAGGGGAGAUAGUGGGGAUGUCACCGUCUUCUUAUCCUGAGUUGGAGAGUAAAUGGCAUCGCUUCAAGAUGACUGUUCAGGAUGUUGUCUCGACUGCCCUGCCGGAACAUCUUGAAAUCGUUCGCAAGACGGUCAUCACUCCGAUGGUUGAAGUGCUUGGCCUUUACAAUGCGCCCCAGCGAGUCAUGCGCAAGCGCGACAAGCGUCUUCCGGAAUACGCACGCUACAAAGCCAUCAAAGACCGCGGCGACAAGCCGGACAAAAAGACCACGGAGCAGGGCGAGCAGUUUCUGGCUCUCAAUGAAACUCUGAAAGAUGAGCUGCCAAAGCUCUACGCCCUGACUGCCAAAUUGAUGUCGGCGUGUCUGAAGAACUUCAUCGAGGCCCAGACUGUGUGGUUCAGCGUCCUGCAAAUGAAGAUCGGCAACCACGUCGAUUUCCCCGGUGAUCUCCAAAGACUCGUCAGCGACUUCAACAGCGACCACCUCCUCAUGGAAGCGCGCAUGCAAGAGCUGAGCACCUGCAACGGCUCGAUGCUCGCCCACUCCCUGAACCUCGUCCCACUCUCCCCAAGCGAAACAAACGUGCAAUCCCCGCGCCGCCCCUCGACUGUCAACAGCAGCGGCGCCCGCGGCUCCAUAAACGGCGACUCCCCCAAGAUGUCCCGGGACUUCAGCGCAGGCAGCCAAUACAUGCAAUCCCCAGACCCGCAAUCCCACCGCAGCAGCCGCUACCGCGCAGACUCCACUAUCUCCCGGCCUGCCGACACCCCGAGCGCCCUCCUCCAACAAGCCCUCAGCUCCCCACCCUCGACCCGCAACAGCGUCUCAGAACCAUUCCCCUCCCUCCCCCGUCUAAGCCUCGACGCCCCCUUCCUCGCAGACGUCCUCGCAAGUCGCCCCGCCUCCCCACCAGACCGCUACUCGGGCUUCUUCUCCUCCGCCAUGCCAAUGUCCGACACUCCCGAGUUAGUCCCCAACCGGCCCCGCGCCAACGGCCCAGCAGCCAUCUUCUGCGCCGCCAGUCUCUACGACUUCGAUAUCGACGCCCGCACAGAAGGCGGCUACCCCUACCUGACGUACGCGUCUGGGGAUGUCUUCGAUGUCGUCGGCGAAAAGGGCGAGCUGUGGCUUGCGCGGAAUCAGGACGAUGCUGCGGGGACAGUCGGCUGGAUUUGGAAUAAGCAUUUUGCUCGAAUCCGUUAA